GUCGCUGCCUUAUCUUUACUCUAAUAUCAGCUCUGUCCAUCCGCUCCGGGAGACGCUCAUAAAACUGUUGCUAUAUAUCACACCGUCCACGGAAGAAGACGAGGAGAGAGAAAGCGAAGGCAAGCGUACAGACGGAGAGGGAGGUGUGAAGGUCAGAUGCCGAAAUCAUCAUCACCGUCACCCACCAUCACACCCAUGAACAAAACCCACCCCCAAACCCUAACCCUAACCCCACCCCCUCCCCCAACCCUAAUCCCCAAUCCCGCUCCCCAAGACGACGACAACGAGGACGACGACGACGACCUCCUCCACCUCCAAUCCUACCCCCAAUCCCUCCUUAUGGACGAGGAGGAUGAUCCCGAGCCCAACCUAACCCUCUAUCCAUCCCAGUCCUCGAUCCCUCGCCCUAACCCUAACCGUAACGCUAACCCUAAUUCCAACCAUUCCCCCUUCUCCUCCCUCCUCUUCCGCGACCCCAACGACGACGGGGAGGAGGAGGCCGCCGACGAGGACGACGACGAGAUCGAGGGCAACGACGACCACAAGCCCGGCCUCAACGGCCAUACGGUCUCCGUCGCCGACGCUCCCGCCCCCGCCGCCGUCCCUGUUCCCCCGGCCCUUCACAUCGACCCGUCCCCCCACAUCUCCUCCCAGUUCUACACCUUCAACCGCGACUCCCACGCCCUGAUGGUCCGGUGCAUCCUGGAGGGCCGCCUCGCGACGCCCGACGAGAUCCGCGGUGCCACUCCCGCUCCCGUCCUCAAGUCGUGGCGCUCCGUGUGGAAGGACCGCAACGAAGACACCGCCUACCUCACGGCUUGGAAGCGCAUCCAGGACAAGCUCGCCGCCCACCUCGACCUCGCCUCCGGCUCCCUCCCCGCCCUCUUCUUCAAGAACAACCCCAACCAGCGCGUCUCUCAUGUCGACCAGUGGCAGGACAUCGUCACUGCUGCCCAUGCCGACCCAGACCUGCUCCGCCACCUGGGCCUCAAGGAAACCGUCGACCGUAUCAAGAAGUCUUGGACUGUCGGUGCCAAGUUCUAUGGCAUUCCUGAGUCGUUCAUCCGGGUCUGUGUCUCCUCCUGUCCUGUCUGCACCUCCGCUUCCUCCACUGUGUCCGCAGGUGGUGCUUCUGCUGCUGCGCGUUCCAAGCGCCGGCGGUUUGAGUACACCGAGUCCUUUGAUGUGCCCGCCAAGGAUGUGCCCCGCCAGCUCCAGCAGCUCGCGGCCAAGCACAAAGUGGUGCUUUGCAUCCGUCAGAAGUACAUUCGCUACAAGCCCUUCAUGGCCGAGGUGAAGGACUAUGCCUGCCACCGAGCUGGGGAGCCAUCGUCAGCCUCUGCUUCCUCGAAGAAGGCCAGGGUCUUGAAGAGAGAGCCUUACCAGUCCAAGCGGUGUGGGUGUGGGUUCCGAAUCCGGGCCAUUGUUCCCAUUGCCAACUAUAAUGAGAAAGAGAAGACCUUUGUAUAUCAGGAGGAGGGCACUGCUGUUUUUAAACUGUAUGCCGUGCACUCUGGGCACGAGCCAGGCCCGCUUGAUGGAAAUGCUAGGAUCAUCCACCGGGUGGUUGGGCAAAAGGGGGGUUUUGAUCUUGACCCAGUGGACUAUGGGGUCAGGGAGGAAGCUGAGACGGAGUCAUUUGUUAACCUUAUGGGGAAGGACGACUGUGAGAAUCCCCACCAUAUGGUACUGCAGCUGGUCCAAGAGAUCAGGGUGGAGGCUGGGUUGCUGGAGGGGAAGAUUGCUAAAAUGCCACCAGAGAUGCUGGGUUCUCUGUCGCACAAUCUGUUGGAUAUUCUUCACAGGCUGAGGACUGUGGCUAUAACUCAGCACUCGGAGGAGUCUUUGGUAGUAAGCAAUGAGGAGCUUGGGCAGUGGGGUCAUGAUGGCAACCAUCACCUUGACAGCCAUGAUAGGAUAUUUGCUAAGGAUGCAGAAAUGAUUGAAGAGGAGGAGAAUGAUUUUGAUUCCACUCUCGGGGCCAUUGUUCCAUGGGACAGGAUGUCAGCAGAGUGCCAUGAUAGGAAGCUGCUUAUGAGGGAGGGCUUGAAGCCUGACAAGUGGAUGAUGAAGGAGGACUGUGGUGACUUCGACGAGAAGAGCAUUCUCAAUUGUGGCGAGGAUGAGGACUCCAAGCUGAUAAAGCCCUUAAGGGAUGAUGGGACGAUUGUGCCGGACCCGAAUCUAGUAGGGAUGCAGGUGGAUGGAUUCUAUCCUGAUACUACCAAGUGGUAUGAUUCGCCGAGUGGCUUGGAUCCGGGUGCAGAUUCUGGGGAUGGUGGGUUUAGGCAUGGAGGAAUUGUGUGAGGUAGUGUUUAGGAGUUGCCUGGUUUAUCUUCCUUGAUGUUGGAAGGAAAGGAUCUGUAAAUUCUGUACACUAGAGGAAACUUGGGACCCAUAUCUUCCCUUUAUUACGUGGAGAUUCCCUGCAGUAUCCUGUUGGUUGUUUUAUACACAGGUUGCUUUUAUCAAUUAAACCAUGUUUUAGUUGGCUUA
Messenger RNA from Elaeis guineensis (African oil palm), 2496 nucleotides. RefSeq lists its product as uncharacterized. The record is from RefSeq and is a predicted model, not a curated record. Lineage: Eukaryota; Viridiplantae; Streptophyta; Magnoliopsida; Arecales; Arecaceae.